Molecule: messenger RNA, 1947 nt
Organism: Trichophyton benhamiae CBS 112371
Lineage: Eukaryota; Fungi; Ascomycota; Eurotiomycetes; Onygenales; Arthrodermataceae
Exons: 4
Coding region: 1-1947 (648 amino acids)
Molecular function (GO): protein binding
Source: RefSeq, a predicted model, not a curated record
AUGGGUCGGGGCCAGCUCCCCUUUGACUCUAACGCUUCGUCCGGCAUCCCUCGCAAGGUCGAACACCCAAUUCCUCCGAGCGUUGCAUCUGAUAUUGGAGGAAGCUCUACCUUAAGCACGAGCAGGCAGAAGCAAUCCAAACGAGAUGAGGCCAUCAGGAGGAAGAUGGAAGCGGACCUCAGUAAGAAGAAGUUCAACCCUUCCAAGGCCCGACACACUCGAAAGGCCCCGCCCGGCACAGUUCUUGCCCUCAAACCCAGUCAAGCUCUACAGAUCAAACCAAAUACCACUGUUUCCGAAGCUGCGCAAUUGAUGGCAGCGAAGAGGGAAGAUUGCGUUCUCGUGACAGACGAUGAUGACCGUAUUGCCGGUAUCUUCACCGCAAAGGAUUUGGCCUACAGGGUCGUAGGUGCUGGUAUCCGCGCCAGAGAUGUGACAAUUGCCGAAAUCAUGACAAAGAACCCGCUAUGUGCUCGUACUGAUACCAGUGCCACUGAUGCUCUUGAUCUUAUGGUUCGAAAGGGUUUCCGACAUCUUCCUGUCAUGGACGAAAACCAAGAUAUCUCCGGCAUUCUAGAUAUCACCAAGUGUUUCUACGAUGCAAUGGAGAAGUUGGAACGUGCAUAUAGCUCCUCCCGCAAGCUAUAUGAUGCUCUUGAAGGUGUGCAAUCUGAGCUAGGAUCUUCACAGCCCCAGCAAAUUAUUCAGUACGUGGAGGCUUUGAGAUCGAAGAUGUCUGGACCUACUCUAGAGUCCGUGCUUAACGGUUUGCCCCCUACCACGGUGUCCGUGCGCACAUCUGUCAAGGAGGCUGCUACGUUGAUGAAGGAGAACCAUACAACCGCUCUCUUGGUCCAGGACCAAGGGUCUAUCACUGGUAUCUUUACUAGCAAGGACGUUGUCUUGCGAGUUAUUGCUCCUGGUCUCGACCCAUCUACCUGCAGUGUUGUCCGAGUCAUGACUCCCCACCCAGACUUUGCACCUACUGACAUGACUAUCCAAGCUGCUCUUCGAAAGAUGCAUGAUGGACAUUAUCUCAACCUUCCCGUUAUGAAUGAGUCUGGAGAAAUCGUGGGAAUGGUUGACGUUCUUAAAUUGACCUAUGCUACGCUGGAACAGAUCAACACUAUCCAAACCAAUGAAAGCGAGGGUCCAGCCUGGAACAAGUUCUGGCUGUCCAUGGACAACGAGUCUGACUCGAUGGUGUCUGGCAGCCAACCCCAUCACCGAUCUCUGCUAAGCCCAGACCAUCGAGGCCAUACCGGUGACAGUGUUUUGCCAAACGACUCUGCCUCUCACCACGGAGGUGAAGAGGCGCCUGUCUCAGAGGUACAGGAACGCCCAUCAGCAGAAGAGAAGCUUGACCCUUCAUUCCCCUUCAAGUUCAAGGCUCCCAGCGGUCGUGUUCAUCGUCUACACGUUGACCCGUCCGCUGGUAUUGCCGAGCUUGUCCAGAACGUGUCCGCCAAACUCGGAGCGGAGGUUGACACCAUCGGCGGCCAAGCCGUUGUCGAAGAUGGAAAACUCAGCAACACCGGAUUCGCCAUGAGCUACUUGGACAGUGAAGGUGACACUGUCUCCAUCACUGCUGACCAAGACCUUGUCGACGCCAUUUCCAUUGCCCGGAAGGCCAGCCAAGACAAGGUUGACCUCUUCGUCCACAGCCCGGAUUCUACUCCGAUUGUUGCCAAGGAACCUGAGCCGGCGGCAGCAGCCAAAGCUGCCUCCCCUCCGGAAUCCGUAACCGUUGCUGCUGAGGAGGAAACCGCGCAUAGAGAGGAGUCGACCAGCAGCCCCAAGUCUGUGGCCCAAUCACUUGUCCAGCCCUCAACGGACCAGCAGCUCAUCAACGGCAUUCCUAACGAACUUAUUCUACCUGGAGCUAUCGUUACUCUGGCUGCUGUUAUUGUCGGUGUCUUUGUGCUGAGCCGCGGAGGUAGACGAUAG